GUUAUACUAGUACUGUGCCUGCUUGCUCUGCUGUAACGUGACGCUGCUGCUCGACUUGCACUUCCGAAAUCUUUAAGAGACGCGCAUCGAUCUGACCUUGUCCUCUCUUUCUCUUUCGCUCGGCUAAAAUGCCGCCCAAGCAGAAGAAUGAGCUUUACAAGGAGAGUGCUCGCAAGAAGGACGUGCGGACAUCGAACAUAGAGGCAGCUAAGGCGGUAGCAGAUGCCGUGCGGACAAGUCUGGGGCCACGCGGAAUGGACAAGAUGGUGGCUGCUGCCAACGGCGAGGUGAUCAUCACCAACGACGGUGCCACCAUUCUCCAGAAGAUGACCGUCACGCAGCCGGCCGCCAAAAUGCUCGUGGAGCUUUCCAAGUCGCAGGACGUGGUGGCUGGCGACGGCACCACCUCUGUGGUGGUCAUCUGCGGCGCCCUCCUGAAGAAGUGCCAGGAGCUGCUGGAGAAGGGCGUGCACCCCACCAUCAUCAGCGACGCAUUCUUCAAGGCCUCGCACAAGGCCUGCGAGAUCCUGGAGUCCAUCGCUAUCCCCGUCAACCUGGAGGACCGCGAGGCGCUGCUGCGCGCCGCCACCACCUCGCUGUCCUCCAAGGUGGUGUCUCAGUACAGCUCUCUGCUGUCGCCCAUGGCCGUGGACGCCGUGCUCAAGGUCAUGGACCCCGCCCGGCCCAACCUGCUGGACCUGCGGGACAUUAAGGUGGUGUCCAAGGUGGGCGGCACCAUUGACGACUCGGAGAUGGUGGACGGCAUGGUGUUUGAUCAGAAGGCCGCCAAGUCGGCGGGCGGCCCCACGCGCAUGGAAGACGCCAAGAUCGCGCUGAUCCAGUUCCAGAUCAGCCCGCCCAAGACCGACAUCGAGAACAACGUCAUCGUGUCAGACUACAACCAGAUGGACCGCGUGUACAAGGAGGAGCGCAACUACAUCCUGUCUGUGGUCAAGAAGGUCAAGGCCAGCGGCUGCAACGUGUUGCUCAUCCAGAAGUCCAUCCUGCGCGACGCCGUCACCGACCUGGCGCUGCACUACCUGGCCAAGGCCAAGAUCAUGGUGGUUCGCGACAUUGAGCGCGACGAGAUCGAGCUGAUCAGCAAGACGCUGGGCUGCCUUCCCAUCGCGCACGUGGACAACAUGAAGCCGGAGAAGCUGGGCAGCGCGGCACUGGUGGAGGAGGUGGAGGUGGGCAAGGGCCGCGUGGUGAAGAUCACGGGCAUCGCCAACAAGGGCCGCACCGCCACAGUGCUGCUGCGCGGCUCCAACAAGCUGGUGCUGGAGGAGGCGGACCGCUCGCUGCACGACGCCCUGUGCGUCAUCCGCUGCCUGGUGAACAAGCGCUUCCUCAUCGCGGGCGGCUCCUCGCCCGAGGUGCAGGUGUCGAUGCAGCUGGGGCACUGGAGCAAGACGCUGCAGGGCAUGGAGAGCGUGUGCGUGCGCGCCUUCGCUGAGGCUCUGGAGGUGGUGCCCUACACGCUGGCGGAGAACGCGGGGCUCAACCCCAUCAACAUCGUCACCGAGUUGCGCCGCAUGCACGCCUCGGGCGAGAAGUACAGCGGCAUCAACGUCAAGAAGGGCACCAUCACCAACAUGCUGGAGGAGAACGUGGUGCAGCCGCUGCUGGUCACCACCAGCGCGCUCACGCUGGCCACCGAGUGCGUGCGCAUGAUCCUCAAGAUCGACGACAUUGUGCCCGUGCGGUAAUGGGGUCAGGGGAUGAGGUGGCGAUGAGGUGGUGGUGGUGAUGAGGCGGUGGAGGGCGUUGUGUGGUGUAGGGUGGUGGUGUGUUGUAGGAUUUAAGGCGUGUGUGAAGGGCUCGUGCAGUUCUGUGAGGGUGGUGAUGAGGCGGUGGAGCUGUGGUGGAGCUGUGGAGGGCGUUUUGUGGUGUGGGGUUGAGGCGUGUGCGGGAGGCGGCGGCAAGGGGCUUGUGAUGGAGAUUGUGAAAAUGGAUGAUGGGCAGAGGCGUCAGUUGGGAGCCCUAGCGGAGGCGGUUCAGGACAGAGUGGCAGAUGCGUGUGCACACACACGUGGUCGUUUCCCAGAGGCUGGGUGGGGCACAAACGCGCAGUCCCGUCAUUUGCUUCUGUUGUCUUGCUCUUGACAAGCGGGCGAGAGGUGUGGCUGUGGGUAAGGGCUGCGGUGGCUCGCACCGUGUGCAUGAGAGGGCGCGCGCGUGCGGAGUGGGUACAGGCGUGUAGGCGGUGUUGCCGUGCAAUCCGUUGAGCUGCGGGGAUCCGCCAUUGCGGAACUGCAGUCGUGUGCUGGUAAUGCGAGAAUGCACAUUGGGAGCAGGUCAACUUGCAACGUCAAUCUU
Messenger RNA from Chlamydomonas reinhardtii, 2319 nucleotides. RefSeq lists its product as uncharacterized. The coding region runs from base 129 to 1709 and encodes 526 amino acids. Lineage: Eukaryota; Viridiplantae; Chlorophyta; Chlorophyceae; Chlamydomonadales; Chlamydomonadaceae. Gene Ontology annotation, cellular component: chaperonin-containing T-complex. The transcript has 14 exons. Gene Ontology annotation, molecular function: ATP binding; ATP hydrolysis activity; ATP-dependent protein folding chaperone. Gene Ontology annotation, biological process: protein folding. The record is from RefSeq and is a predicted model, not a curated record.